AUGGCUUUUACAACAACACAGACCAAGCGAUACUUUAUCGAAGAUAUCGAAUCAGUAUCAUCAAUGUUUAAACAAAUUUCUAUAGGAAAUUUAGACACAUUUUUACAAGCUUUAAAUAAUCAAUACGAUCUUUUCAUGACUGAAUUGAAAGAAAUGGAUAUUAGUUUUAAAAGUAUUGAUAAACGAGAUAAUUAUGAAGCUCUUUUGGAUAAAGUACUUGGAUGUCCAGAUCUCUGUCCAUGUUGUAAUCGACCAUGUGAUGUUGAUCAUACACAAAUUCAAUCUAAACCAGGUUCAAAAAAUAAUGAGCAUCGUUGUUUAUCUGGUCAUGCAUUACGUGCUAUGAAUGGUUAUAAAUUCGAAGUAACUCAAGAGGCAUCACUAUUAAUGUGUGAUCAAAUAAAAAAUGAUCGUAUGAUUGUUGUUGGUGCUAGAUGUUAUCAAUGGUCCCUAUUUAAGAGAGAUCAUACAGAUUGGUUGUUCGAUUCACCAUUAAAUAAAACGGAAUUAAAUCUUGUGCAUAAGAAAUUUUUAACAAUAUGGACUAAAAUUGGGCCACAGAUUUGUCAAGUAUAUCGAAUGAAGUUUGUGACACACAAUACGAAAAGAAUACCUGAAAAAGCUAUUCAUAAAGCAUAUCAUUUCAUAUUACUCUUGGAUGCAUCAGCAUCGAUGGGUAGUGAAAAUCAAUGGGAUUACUUAAUGGAUGCAGUUAAAGAAUUUUUAGAUCGUCGUCGAGAAUUAAAAACCGAAGAUAGAUUUACAAUAAUCGUCUUUUCGGAUACCGCAGAAGUACAAAUAGAAGACCAAACCGUUAAUCAGGUCGAUCUAGAAAAGAUAAAAUUUCAUGAUGGUGGAACAUCUUUUAGUGCUGCAUUCGCUUGUGUUGUUCAAGUAAUUAGUAAAUUCAAAGAAAAGCCCCAUCCAAAUUCAAUUCAUCAGAAUUUUGCUAUUGUUUUUAUGACCGAUGGAGAAGACGAGUAUUAUUCAGAUAACGAAAUAAAUCAACUAUUCAAUACUCAUAAAUCUGUUAUUAAAAAAUUUUGGACAUUAGAACUUAGUGAUGGUUGUCGAUCGGUUGAAACUUUAGAAAAAAUCAACAAAAAAAUGGGAGGUUCAUUUUAUGACAUUCAAAAUGCUGCUGGUUUAGUUACUGUCUACGCUGAAGUGGCCACAAGCACGGCUAUCGCAAGCAAUUAA
Messenger RNA from Rotaria sp. Silwood2, 1200 nucleotides. NCBI's taxonomy places the organism in Eukaryota, Metazoa, Rotifera, Eurotatoria, Philodinida, Philodinidae. The record is from the annotation of a GenBank genome assembly.